Arabidopsis lyrata subsp. lyrata is the source of this 937-nucleotide messenger RNA. RefSeq lists its product as uncharacterized. The record is from RefSeq and is a predicted model, not a curated record. NCBI's taxonomy places the organism in Eukaryota, Viridiplantae, Streptophyta, Magnoliopsida, Brassicales, Brassicaceae. The coding region runs from base 84 to 707 and encodes 207 amino acids. The transcript has a single exon.
CAUUGAUCCUUAGUCCAUAACCAAAUAUCAAAGCCACCAAAAAAAAAAAACACAAGAGUCUCAUUAUCUCUCUAAUUCCAAAGAUGGAGAAGAAUGUAUCAAUAAGCAAGAAGCUAGGGAACAUUGUACGUUUUGUCUUGUACAUGAUACACAAAGGCAUUUCAAAGCAAAAGCUCCUUGCCGACUUUAAUGCCACUCUCAAACGCGGCAAGAAUCUCAUGCUCCACAACCGCCGCCGUUUCCCAGCCACCGCCUCCGCUGUUGCGUCCCAUCCGCAGAAAGAGUACGAGUUUAGUUGCAGCGACACUCCCAACUACAUAUUCCCCUUUAACAUGGCCGCCUUCAAGAAGAAGAGCCACCACAACAGUCUUUUCUCGUGUGGUCACGCGCCACCGACCCUUGACGACGACACUUCCGUCUCCAGAGCCGUCCUAGAGCUUCUCAACAGCGGCGGAGAUCAUGAUCAGGGAAGUAACACCCCAGCUUUGUCAGUCGAGGCCUUGACGGCGUUAUCUCCUUACUUGCCGGUGUUUGGACGGAGUACUCCGUCAGUGAGGCCCUUACGGGUAACGGACUCACCGUUUCCGUUACGGGAAGAUGGUGACGUGUCUAACGGAUACGUGGACAAAGCAGCGGAUGAGUUUAUAAAGAAGUUUUACAAGAACUUGAAUCAGCAAAAGAAGAUGAUCGAGUCCUCACCUAAUUAAAUCUCCUCUCUUUUUUUGGCGGCCUUUUUACUUUCUCUCUAUCCCUCUUCCUAAAUAUUUCCUCUAUUUUUGGCUGAUUUAGUUCCGAAGUUGUAAUAAUAUUCUUGGUUGGGCCUUGGAGGGUGGGGAUUAUUUUCUCAUUUCUUGAUAAAACUAGAUUAUCAUGAAUAAAAUAUUAUUCGGGUGGCCAUUUUCUAUAUUUAAUCAGAGGUUAUGGCCAUUUUCUAAAA